UCCCGCCGCCCGCGUGUCUCGCGCGCCGCCCGCGCGGAACCAGCCUGGAUGCGGCGGCGCUGGGGGACCAGGACUGGGCUGCCGUGAGCGAGAGUGAACUACGCCGGCGCCGAUCGGGAUGGGACGACGACGACGAGCCGGCUACUCCGCCGCGGUACUGGCCGUCGCGUUCGCGUUGGUGGCGGCGGCGGUCGGCGCCGCUUCGGAGGGGGACUCGCUCGCGGGACUCGCCGGGGGCGCCGCCGCGGGGAUCGACGCCGCGCCAGAGGUCAAGAGCUUGGGACCACUUGCCAAGGGGCUGCUGAACGGGAUGCCGGAUGGGGCCGCAGGGCCAACGGCGAUGGGCCCUGUCGCGAAGUACCCGCUGGUUCUGGCGGAGGAUAGGACGCGGCGGCCGGAUGUCCUCCGCCAUCUCAAGAUGUAUGGAGGUGGUUGGAACAUCACCAACAAGCACUACUGGGCGUCUGUAUCAUUCACAGGAGUUGCUGGAUUUCUUCUUGCUGCGCUGUGGUUUAUUUCAUUCGGGAUUACUGCAGCUUCAUUCUGCUUUUGUAAAUCAAGAACGGGUCAAGGAAAGGUUUCUCAUGCAGAUGUAGCACGACCAGUGUUGCUUGUGGUUGUUGUGCUUGCUUUAAUUGCUGGAUGCAUUGUCCUUUCAUGUGGUCAGGGUGAAUUCCAUGAAGAAGCUACUAAAACUCUGGAUUUUGUUGUCAACCAAUCUGAUUUCACUAUCCAAACACUGAAGAAUGUUACAGAUUACUUGUCGUUUGCAGUGACGAUCAAUAUUGCAGCACUCUAUCUUCCACCAGAUGUUCAAGAUCAAAUUAACAAUUUGAAGGUGGACUUAAAUAAAGCGUCUGAUACAAUAUCUCUGAAGACGACAGAGAACUACAAAAGGAUCAGAACAGUUCUCCAUAAUGUGUCUGUUGCGUUGAUCUGUAUAGCCGUGUUGAUGCCUGUUCUUGCAAUCCUUGGUUAUGUGCUGGAGCUUUACGGACCAAGAUAUACAAUUUACACAUUUGCUACCUUAUGUUGGAUUAUAGUGGCAGCUCUCUUCAUUCUUAUAGGGAUUCUUUCGAUAGUAAGCAGUUCUGCAAAGGAUACAUGCCAAGCAAUGGACGAAUGGGCACAACACCCUCGAGCAGAAACCGCUCUCAGCAACAUCCUUCCGUGUGUUGAUGAGAGCACCACCAACCGAACCUUGUACCAGAGCAAAUACGUCGUGGUGCAACUCGUGAGCCUAGUCAAUAAAGCUAUAUCUGUUCUCUCAAAUCGAAAGCCGUAUCACUUGCAUCCUGGGCAGUUGAUGCCUUCCCUCUGUACUCCCUACGAUUCAAAGCUGAAUGAUCGGCAGUGCUUAUCUAGGGAGGUGACAUUUGACAAUGCAACAACAGCAUGGCAGGACUACACAUGCAACGCUCCCGACGCGGAAGCGUGCUCUGGCCCGAUGACCGUGACUCCGGAGGUCUACGGCCAGCUCGUCUCGGCCGCGAACGCGAGCUACGCCCUUCACCACUACGCCCCGUUGAUGCUCAACUUCCAGGACUGCAGGUUCGUGCGUGACGCGUUCAGCUCCAUCGCCUCACAAUACUGCCCGCCCCUCGAGCGCGACCUCAGGCUUGUCUCCGCGGGCCUAUCCCUCCUCGCCUCCGGCCUCGUCCUCGGCCUCCUCCUGCUACUCUUUACGGACCGCCCCCGAAACUGGGAGGAGGUGUCCGAGUCGCCUUCAGGGUUCAGGGUCACGCCUGUAGACUGCUCCCCAUGACAUACAAAGAAAGCACAAGUUCCCGUGGCUAUCGAAUUCGUUAUAGCAAACUAGUUAGGAAAAGGAAGAAGGCCUGAGCACCGGGGCAGAUGCAGAAGUCCCCCAUUUUGCAGUGAGGAGUUUGGUGCUUUGAGUGCUUCCUUCCAUGGAAUGUGAUGUAUAUGCUGUGCUUCAGGAGAUAUAGUUUGUACAAACGGUGGUCAGGUCAGCCGGGUUCAGAGCCCCAUUUAUGCUAGUAUAUGAAAUUUUACCUUCUGGAA
Molecule: messenger RNA, 2025 nt
Organism: Lolium perenne
Lineage: Eukaryota; Viridiplantae; Streptophyta; Magnoliopsida; Poales; Poaceae
Cellular component (GO): membrane
Source: RefSeq, a predicted model, not a curated record